This is a messenger RNA of Solea senegalensis (Senegalese sole), 5000 nucleotides long. RefSeq names its product potassium voltage-gated channel subfamily H member 2-like. The record is from RefSeq and is a predicted model, not a curated record. Lineage: Eukaryota; Metazoa; Chordata; Actinopteri; Pleuronectiformes; Soleidae. Bases 861 to 3773 code for a protein of 970 amino acids. Gene Ontology annotation, cellular component: membrane. Gene Ontology annotation, biological process: regulation of heart rate by cardiac conduction; regulation of ventricular cardiac muscle cell membrane repolarization; potassium ion transmembrane transport. Gene Ontology annotation, molecular function: inward rectifier potassium channel activity. The transcript has 18 exons.
AUCCUCAACAGAGCGUCUCAUCUCUUUUGUGCAGAGGCUAAUCUUUCUCUCCUCGCGAAACACUUCUCAGAACACACUCCUUUCCUCUUUCUCUUACUCUGGUGAACCCCCCCCACCACCACCACCACCUCCCCUCCCUCCCGCCUGCCUCCCUUCCUGCCACUCUUUUUUUGGAGGAGUAGUUGUAAUAAUAACACCAGCAGCGGCUGAACACCAUCGUUUCUCCAUCUACAACUAACGGGAACCGGCUCUCCUGUUGCCAUCUUCUCUCGCUUUCCUCCUCCUCUCCUCUUCUUCUGUGUCGCUGUCUGAUUUAUUCAGCGAUUUCAGAGGCAGUCGGCCGUCAGCCCACAACGCUGUUGGGGGAGAAGAUGGUCGAUGAAAGUCGUUGAGAUGUUGUAAGAGAAGAAACACAGGGAUGCUGGUUGUGAGAUAAUUAGGAACCAUGGGCCAACUGAUGAAUGAUUUGAGCCCUGCAGAAGGAAGGAGAGCAGAGACAGAAGACAGAAGACAGAAGACAGAAGAGAGGCUGAGGGUCUGAGGGUCUGAGGGUCUGGGAGGAAGCAGUGGAAUAGCUGGAUGUUUAACUGGCUCCUAAACUACUGUGACUCUCUUCACAUGAAGAGAGCGGAGAAGAUGAGCCGUGACCAGGACAGGAACGGCGUGAUCACUGGCAGCAUCUUCAGGCAUGAGUCCGUGCCACACUUUACCUCCUGGGCUUCGUCUGCACUGUGAAAUCCUCGUCAUCUCGACACAUCUCGACGGUUUUUGUGUGGGUUCAUGCGCGGGGCGGUCACAGACUCCCGUGGGGGGGCCCUCCCUGACCGCGACCCCGCCGCCGUGAGCUGCUGCUGAGGACCAUGGUCUUGCCAUCGCUGCUCAAGCUCCUCGACGUCUUCCUGCGCCAGUCGACCUUCACCAAAGCUACUGCCGCCAAUCACUGCUGCCCGGCUGCCCUCAUGCCACGCCCACCCGGCCUGCCACUGUCGUGCCGCCGCAGCUGGGGAGCGAGGGGACACUCGCGACGUCUGCCCACUGACGGGAGAGAGGUGCUGUCUCUGGGGGCAGAUGUGUUGCCAGAGUACAAACUCCAGGCUCCUCGUAUCCACAGGUGGACGGUGUUGCACUACAGUCCCUUCAAAGCCGUGUGGGACUGGCUCAUCCUGCUGCUGGUCAUCUACACGGCCAUUGUGACUCCGUACUCUGCUGCGUUCCUCCUCAACGACCAGGAAGAGGCAGCCAUUCAGAAGUGUGGUUACUCCUGCUCUCCUCUCAAUGUGGUGGACCUCAUCGUGGACAUCAUGUUCAUUAUUGACAUCCUCAUCAACUUCAGGACAACGUACGUGAAUUCUAACGAUGAAGUGGUGAGUCACCCUCUGAGGAUCGCUGUGCACUACUUCAAAGGCUGGUUCCUCAUCGACAUGGUGGCUGCUAUUCCCUUUGACCUGCUCAUCUACCGCAACGGAGAGGAGACCACCACUCUGAUUGGUCUGCUGAAAACUGCUCGUCUCCUGCGAUUGGUCCGUGUGGCCAGAAAACUGGAUCGCUACUCGGAGUACGGUGCAGCCGUCCUCUUCCUGCUCAUGUGCACCUUCGCCCUCAUCGCCCACUGGCUCGCCUGCAUCUGGUACGCCAUCGGCAGCGUGGAGAGAAACGGUUCCAUCGGCUGGCUCCACACUCUCGGAGAUCAACUGGGGAAACACUACAAUGACUCCAUCCCAGGGUCAGGACCGUCCAUCAAAGACAAGUACGUCACCGCCCUGUACUUCACCUUCAGCAGUCUGACCAGUGUGGGCUUCGGAAAUGUGUCUCCAAACACCAACUCUGAGAAGAUCUUCUCCAUCUGUGUCAUGCUCAUAGGAUCCCUGAUGUACGCCAGCAUCUUUGGGAACGUGUCGGCCAUCAUCCAGCGGCUGUACUCCGGCACCGCCCGCUACCACACCCAGAUGCUGAGAGUCAGGGAGUUCAUCCGCUUCCACCAGAUCCCAAACCCCCUGAGGCAGAGACUGGAGGAGUAUUUCCAACACGCCUGGUCCUACACCAACGGCAUCGACAUGAACGCUGAUGAUUGGAAGACUUUGUCUCAGCAUGCAUGGUCCGACACCAUCAGAGAAAAUAGGAAAGAUGUCCUGAAAGGUUUCCCAGAGUGUCUCCAGGCAGAUAUCUGCCUCCAUCUGAACCGCACAUUGCUGCAGAACUGUAAAGCUUUUAAAGGCUCUACCAAAGGCUGCCUCAGGGCUUUGGCCAUGAAGUUUAAGACCACCCACGCUCCUCCAGGAGACACGCUGGUCCACGCCGGGGACGUCCUCACUGCCCUCUACUUCAUAUCCAGAGGAUCCAUUGAGAUACUGAGAGGAGACGUGGUGGUGGCCAUCUUAGGGAAGAACGACAUCUUUGGCGAGCCCAUCAACCUGUAUUCUCGCCCAGGUAAAUCCAACGCUGAUGUGAGGGCUCUUACCUACUGUGACCUCCAUAAGAUCCACAGAGAAGAUGUUCUGGAGGUGCUGGACAUGUAUCCUGAGUUUACAGAGAACUUCUGGAACAACCUGGAAAUCACCUUCAACCUUCGAGAUACCAACAUGAUCCCAGGCUCCCCGAGCAGCGAUGACUCCAACUGUGGAGGAUUCAACAAACUACGGAGACGCAAAUUAUCAUUCAGACGGCGUACAGAGAAAGAUGACGCAGAUGCUGGAGAAGUUAAAAAGUCCCAUAAGUCAGUGAGAAGAAGACAGAGGGAGGCAGCUAACCACCAGAAACAGGAGGAGGCGCCCAAGAGACAGUGGGAGACUCAUCGGAGCUCAGUGUCCUCUCGCUCCAGUGGUGAUGAGGGGGACGAGUCUGUCGUGACGGGUCUCGCUCCUCCUCCUGAAAUCCUGGGAAACCCACAGGUCCAGGCCUCAGCCAGGAUCUUCAAAGAGAACAGUGAGGGUGAUGGAGACCCUAAGACUGGGAACACCUGCAACGCCCUGUCAGGUGCUUUCUCAGGUGUUUCUAACAUCUUCAGCUUCUGGGGUGAGAGUCGGGGGGGUGGUCAGUACCAGGAGGUUCCCAGCUGUAGUCUGGCCUCUCCUCCGCCUCUCAACACACCCAUCCACAGCCUGAGCCGCCAACAACGUAACCAGCUGGACACACGACUGGACCUGCUGCAGAAGCAGCUCAACAGAUUAGAGAGUCGCAUGUCCACAGACAUCGGAGCGAUCAUGCAGCUGCUACAGAGACAGAUGGCUCUGGUUCCUCCUGCCUACAGCGCGGUGUCCACACCACCUCAGGUCUCGCCUUACCCUGGUCUGGGUCCGGGACCAGGUCCAGGAGAGAGACUGGUCCAGCCUGUCACAGACACCAUGUGUUCUUUAUCACAGAUCUUGGAUUCCCAGGAUUUUGAGGAAUUCUCGGCCCAGCCCGUCGACCCUGUGAGGAUCCAGGACUCCAGCAGCCAGGAUCAGAACUCUCCCUCUGUGCUCAACAGCCUGGGGCAGCACCUGGAGCGGGAGCUGGGUCUUGGGACUGAAACAGGGCUUAUAUCGCGGCCUGGAGUGAGUUCAGGUUCAGGUUUAAGCCUGGAGUUAGGGAGAAGUGGGGCAGCAGUGGGAUCAAGCUUAGGAGCAGGGCUGGAUUUGAGUUCAGAAGUGUGUCAUGUGACUGGGACUGGGCUCACGACUGGAGCUCCUCCUCUGGAUCCUGAAAGUCAGAGGAGGCGGUCCCUCCCAGAACCACAGACACCUGUAGACUCAAGGACACCACAGAGGCACAGCUCCGACCCAGGAGGGAGCUAAGGACGAGGUGUCAGGUGUGGGGUGAGUGGGAUGAGGGUGAGGAUGAAAGUGUGAUGUUUGAUCAGUUCCUCCUGUCUUCAGCUCACCUGACACUUUGGACAUCAGGACACACCAACUGUACCUCCACCAAAAAAAACCCUUUAGCACACCGUCACCCUCUCAAGUAGGAACACACUGCUCAGCCAGAGUGAGUGUGUCCCUCACCCCCUCACUCCCUCACCCCCUCCACUUCCACCCCUGACCCUUUAAUGAAACAUCUGGAGCUUUUUGAACUUCUCAACAAUACAAUCUUGAAACCAAAACCAGAAAGAGAGCAGAGAGGAAGCUCAGAUCCUCUGCUCUGGACUGAGAGUGAAAGGACUUGAUCCUCACGUGAACGACUGCUGACCUGUAGAAGAAUCCCUUUACUGCUGACUCGACCAGAACAAGCAACAUCGGACAGAAGGACGAUGAAACAAGUAGCCAUUUACGUCUUGCACUGAAAAUCUUAUUACUAUAACGAUGAUUCUAUUCUUUAUGUCUGCGGCGCUUCCGAGAAACUCGAAAAGUGGUUUGUAAAUUGUGUUAGUGUUAGCUGGCCUAACAGGAAACUGCUGUCCUGCUCUAUCGUGGGUUCCUUCCCUCUGAUCUCCUGCCCCAAGAGGUCAAAUCACCACACCCCGCCCCCCCCCUUCCCAAGAGCACACUGGAUUGGCUGGUUUGCACCUCAGGGGUGGGAACGAGGGUUAAAAGCCAUGAAUUUUCUCAAUGAACAUAUCAGCUGCCCUAUCAGAAACAAAGUCCAGGUUUGCUAGUGAAUGAAGAACACAGGCACGCUGCGGCAGAGUCGCUCACAGGUAAACUGGCAAACUUACAAGUUUACCAUGAGGACAGAGCACCAGAGAACUUCAGUUCUUCAGACACGGUGACGACAAACACGGCAAAGCUUUGAGUUUCACUCUGACGUCAAAGCACAGACAUGAAGGUUGUUCACACAUGAAUUUGCUACCUCAGAUUUCAUUGGUCCUUACUUUUUCACCUGAGCAAACACCCACAAUGCUUUACCUUGUACAUAAACGUCUGUCAUGUGAUACAUAAAUACACAAGUUUGCCAGUUUACAGAGACCAGCCCAAUGCGCCGUUAUUCUAUGUACAGUAUAAUAUGCAAACACUGGCAAGAAGAGUUGAGUGAGUGUGCUUUACAAUUAUUAUUAUUAUAUGUAUUAUAAUUAUUAUUAUUAUUAUUAU